Messenger RNA from Pseudophryne corroboree (corroboree frog), 9044 nucleotides. It is a transcript of the gene PAPPA, whose product is annotated as pappalysin 1. The transcript has 22 exons. Bases 457 to 5337 code for a protein of 1626 amino acids. The record is from RefSeq and is a predicted model, not a curated record. Gene Ontology annotation, biological process: proteolysis; cell surface receptor signaling pathway. Gene Ontology annotation, molecular function: metalloendopeptidase activity. NCBI's taxonomy places the organism in Eukaryota, Metazoa, Chordata, Amphibia, Anura, Myobatrachidae.
GGGCUUCUCUUUCAUUUUGUAAGGAGGAGAGAGGAGGGGGCUAGGGGACAGUGUGGGCUUAAAGCUUAUAAAGAAGGCAAAAAAAUGUUCAGCUAAAGCAUCCUUUAAAGGGGGGAGGAAAUAAGCAUCUAAUUGUCAGAUAUUGCUUGUUGUUUUUAUUAUUUUUUAUUUUUAUCUUUAUGUUUAAUCUGUUAUGUUUUACAUGGAGUAAAAAAAAAUAAGAAAGAAAAUAAAAGGGCAAUUGGGAAAAAUAGUGGACACCAACAUCUACUGAAUGAAGAGACCCAACAGAUCAGUGCCUCUUGUUUGGUAAUUCCAAGAUCCUGCUUCAGGAAGAUACAAAGAGCAACAAACAAACACAAAAAAAAAAAAAAAAAGGUCAAGUGCCCAGAAGGAUAGCCUAAAGCUGGCAGAUCGGGAGAGCAUAGCGGGGAGCAGGGGGGGGAAGAGUUGGAGAUGCUGCUCUGGAGUUUGCUGUUGCCUCUUGGGCUCCUAUGUGCAGCCUUGGCAAGUGCCUCUAAGUGUGGGACGGAUGAGCGCUCGCAACGAGCACGGAAAAGCCGCAGUUUGCGCAGUGUUCAGGAGGGCUCCUGGAAAAACCGCAGUUUGCGCAGUGUUCAGGAGGGCUCCUGCGCCACCAGCCUGACCCGGGGCCGCCGGUCCCUCAGCAGCAUAGAACACCUGAGAGGGCAUCACCACCUUCGAGAAGCAAGUGAAGGUGCUGAAUCCAUGGCACCCGGGAGAGCUCUCUAUUUCACUGGGCAUGGGGACCAGCUGCAGCUGAAGGCGGGUAAUGAGUUGCCAGGGGACGCGUUCACCUUACAAGUUUGGCUAAGAGCCGAGGGAGGGCAGAGGUCCCCAGCAGUUGUUGCAGGACUUUAUGACAAAUGUACUUAUACUUCUCAUGAUCGAGGAUGGGUUCUUGGAAUUGAAGCCACGAGUGACCAGGGUACAAGAGAUCCGCACUUUUUCUUCUCCUUGAAGACAGAUCGUGCUCGGAAAAUUACCACCGUCACUGCUCAUCGCAACUACCUCCCAAAUCAGUGGGUCCAUCUAUCCGUAACCUACAAUGGUCGUAUAAUAAAGAUUUAUGUCAACGGGGCACAAGUGGGAACAAGUACUGAACAAGUUGGCCCAAUCUUCAGCCCUUUUGCUCGGAAAUGUAAAACUCUCAUGAUUGGUGGAAAUGGUCAAAAUCAGAAUUAUAGAGGCUAUAUGAAGCAAUUUAGACUUUGGAAAACAGCUCAAACACAGAAAGAAAUAUUGCUUGAUAUGGGCCAUGCGUUUCAUAAACUGGGCACUUCUCUACCUCAACUUGUUCUUCAGGAUAGCUUUGAGAAUGUGAAAAACAACUGGUCUCCCAUGAAAGAUGGUAAAAUCCCACAAACAGAAAAUAUUUAUCUCCAUGUUUUAUCGCUAGACACAAAUUUGGACCUUCCUCAGUGUGGGCAAACCAUUUGUGACAAUUUGCAGGUGAUUUCUAGCUACAACAUGGUUGAAGGCUUUCGUGGACCUAGAGUUGUGAGGUAUACAGUGGUCAAUGUCUAUGAUGACAACCAUGAGAAUCCAACAGUCACCAAAGAACAAAUUGAGCUUCAACAUAAAAAGCUGAAUGAGGCAUUUAGCCCAUACAACAUCACCUGGGAACUAAAUGUGUUGGAAAAGAAUGACUCCUUCUUGCGUUACCGUCUUAUCCUUACCAACUGUGACAUCACAAAGAUUGGUAGCACUGAAUGUGAUCCAGAGUGUAACCAUAAGCUUACUGGUUAUGAUGGUGGUGAUUGCCGUGGACGCAGCUCUUGUUUGUACUCCAGCAGGAAAGAAAACAGUGUGUGCGAUAUGGACUGCAACAUUGAGGAUUUAAAUUAUGAUGGUGGAGCUUGCUGUAAUCCAAAUGUCACUGAUGUCACAAAGACGUGCUUUGACCCAAAAUCACCUUACAGAGCUUACUUAGAUUUGAAUGAGCUAAAACAUCGGCUAAAUGUGACUGGGUCAACGCAGCUCAACAUAUUCUUCGCAAACUCAUCGGAAGAGGAGCUGGCUGGGGUAGCCACAUGGCCGUGGGACAAGGAGGUUCUCACACAUCUUGGUGGCAUUGUUAUGAAUCCGUCAUUUUUUGGAGUCCCUGGCCACACACAUACUAUGAUCCAUGAGAUUGGGCACAGUCUGGGACUCUACCAUGUCUUUCGUGGCAUCUCAGAGGUUUUAUCCUGUAGUGACCCUUGUAUGGAAACAGAUCCUUCCUAUGAAACAGGAGAUCUCUGUCGUGAUACCAACCCAUCCCCGAAGCAUAAAACAUGUGGAGAUCCUGUUCCUGGGCCAGGAAAUGACACUUGUGGCUUUCAAACAUUUGUCAACACACCAUAUAAUAACUACAUGAGCUAUGCAGAUGAUGACUGCACUGACUCAUUCACUCCCAAUCAAGUGGCCAGAAUGCACUGCUAUCUAGACCUAGUAUACCAAGGCUGGCAGCCCUUCUUCAAACCAUCACCGGUAGCAAUUGCGCCCCAGAUUAUAGAGCAUACCCAUACCUCAAUCACUCUGGAGUGGUUUCCCCCCAUUGAUGGAUACAUCUUUGAAAGAGAUUUGGGAACAGCUUGCCACUUGUGUGUAGAAAAAAGGAUCCUGGUGCAGUAUGCCUCCAAUGCAUCUUCUCCAGUGCCAUGUAGCCCAUCUGGUCAUUGGAGUCCAAGAGAAGCUGAAGGGCGCCCUGAUGUGGAGCAGCCGUGUGAGACAAGUGUACGCACAUGGAGUCCUGGUGCGAAUCCCAGCGAUGUGCUUCCAGUAUGUACUGGGCCACAUGGAUGUUACCUGCAGCUGGAGUUUACAUAUCCAGUGAUUCCGCAAAGUCUUACAAUCUGGGUGACAUUUGUGACCACAGAGUCUCAUACAGAAGGUGCCGAGGUGAAUGUCAAAGUUCUUACAGUCAGUGGGGAGAAUUAUUCAUUGGGUCCUCAAAGCAUCUUCUGUGAUAUUCCUCUAACCAUCAAACUGGACUACAUUAAAGUGGAAGUAUAUGCUGUUCAGAUCUACACCACGGACAAUCAGAUGGAGAUUGAUGCUGCUAUGAUCACAUCAGUGCCUAACAGUCCCUUGUGUGCAGACUGCAGUCCCAUCCACUACAUGGUGCUCCGAAACCCACAUUUUGAACAUGGUUCAUCAGCUUUGAUCUCCAGCCUCCACAGAAGAUACAUAGACAGAGAGCUGAACCAUGGAAUUGUCUACAAGUACCAGAUUGUGACAGUUACUGCAAAUGGAGAGAGUAAGCCGUCCCCAGAACUGAUAUACCGUCAUGGCAGCGGCUACUGCGGGGAUGGAAUAAUCCAAAAGGAACUCAGUGAGGAAUGUGAUGACAUGAACAAGAUAAAUGGCGAUGGCUGCUCUCUCUUUUGUCAACAAGAGGCAUCUUUCCAUUGCCUUGAUGAACCAAGCCGGUGCUAUUAUCAUGAUGGUGAUGGGGUCUGCGAGGAGUUUGAGAGGAUGACGAGUAUUAAAGACUGUGGGGUAUACACUCCAAAUGGAUUUCUGGACCAGUGGGCAUCAAAUGUUUCAGUCUCACACCAUAAUGAUCAAGAAUGCCCAUGUUCGGUAGUCAUUGGCCAGCCUACAGCUACUCAGGUUUGCCAGACUAAAGUGAUGAAAUUGAGUGAUGCAAUGUCCCAGUAUGCUUGGUAUCCAUGCACAGUCACAUCAGAUGUAAUGAAUUUCUGGUUGAAGGCCCAUUUUUCAAAACAUGUAGUUGUUGCUGCUGUGGUAAUCCACUUGGUAACAGAUGGAACGUCUUACAGUUAUCAGAAACCAGAGACCAUAAGUGUUCAGUUGAUUGAUGUCAAGGACCAAAUGCAUCCUCUUGGUGUUCAUAUUCUUAGCUGCAGGAACAAUCCCUUGGUGAUCCCUGUGAUGCAUGACCUCAGCAAGCCCUUUUACCACAGCAAAGCUGUCCUCAUUAACUUCACUUCUAAUUUGGUGGCCAUCUCUGGGGUGGCUCUGAGGUCCUUCCAUGAUUUUGACCCUAUCAAAAUCAGCAGCUGUCAAAGAGGAGAAGUUUACAGUGCAGCUGAGCAGAGCUGCGUUCACUACUCUUGUGAGGAUACCGACUGUCAGGAGUUGAUGAUUGAAAAUUCUGCUCUGAACUGUACAAAUGGUCACUACAAUGGGGCACAGUGUGAGGUGACAUGUCACACUGGUUACAGACUCAAAAUACACAGGAACAAUGACAUCUGGAAAACCCAGAUUGAUUCCCAAGUUAUAACAUGCAGAGAUGGGAAGUGGAACAAGCAGGUGACUUGUGAACCAGUUGACUGUGGCCCACCUGAUAAGCACCACAUUUACCAUGCCACAUUUCAUUGUCCUCAAGGAACCACCUACAGCAAACAGUGCACUUUCCAGUGUCACCAUUCUGCACAAAUGAGAGGCAGCAAUAAUGUGUUAACCUGCUUGGAGGAUGGCCUUUGGUCAUUCCCAGAAGCCUUCUGUGAGCUCUUGUGCAAAGCGCCACCUCCAUUACCUAAUGCUAUUCUGCAAACUGUCCGCUGUCGCUCCAAUGGUCAAAAAGUGGGGUCUUUCUGCAAGUAUAAGUGUAAUGUUGGAUAUCAUGUACCAGAUUCAUCUAAGAAGAAGAGAAAGAAGGCAUUCAAAAUUCAGUGCAAUAAGGAUGGGGACUGGCAAUAUGGUGAAUGCGUCCCUGUUAUGUGUGAGCCACCUCAUCUUAAGUUCAUAGGGCUCUAUCAGUGUACCAAUGGGUUCCAGUACAACAGCGAAUGUAAACUCCCUUGUGAUGACAGCAGUAAUAAGUCGAACUUGGGGCGUAACAUUAUCCGCUGUCAAAAAAAUGGAACAUGGAGUGACAGUUUUCAUCUAUGUGAAUACAUGAAGGGACCUUGUGAACCUCCCCAUCUUUCUUUCAUUGACCCCCUGAAAGUUAACUGCACAGAUGGAUAUGGAAUAGGAGCGGAAUGCAACAUUUCUUGUAAUGAAGGUGGGAAGAAAGAAGUGGUCAUAAUGCCAUUUAAUGUGACAGAAAGAAAUCUUCAGCACUGGAUGGACCCAGUCAGAGUCCAGAAAAUUAUCUGCACAGGACGACGGCAAUGGUAUCCUCUCCAUGAAACACUUUUCUGCAUCAAAAGGUGUGAGCCAUUCAUUGCAGACAGUUAUUGUGAUGGUGGAAACAACUGGGCUUUUUGCAAAUAUGAUGGAGGAGAUUGCUGUGCCUCCACUGUUAAGACAGGAAAGGUGACUCCGUUUCCUGCAAGUUGUGAUGUACAAGAGAAGUGUGCAUGCUUGGAUCCCCAUGCAAAGGAGAACAAUCAGAAUACUCAAAGCCCCAGCCAUGGAUAGCAUUCUGUAUGACUUGCAAAACCACAAUCAAAGGCAGACUGGAGAACACACCUCAUUUCCUCUGUUACUUUUACAUUAGCUGCUGAACUGGAUAGUGUUUCUCUACCAGAAACCGUUAUAUAUGAACCAGUCUGAACUUUUUUUUGUUGGUUUUAUAAAUGGAGAACUGGGAAAUCUGAAUCAUGAUUUUAAUGCCAUAAGGAACAAACACAAAAAUCAGAUGUGAUGAGCUGUGGUAUGGCCAGAAGACAAUGUAAAAGCCAUAAACACAUUCUUUUUUUUCUCCAGCUAGCUAGACUGGUUAAUUCAGUCCUCCUUUUCUCUCACAGAUGGUUAGGACUAAUAUGUUGAAGAUUUCAAGGUGAAACAGGAGUGACUGGUGAAUCUAGAAGACGAUGUCUAGCUUUGCAGUCAAUGCAAGCGUCAGUGUUUCUUAUUACAUCAAACCUUGAGCUGUUGGAAGGUCUAUUAGGAUGACAUCUGACUGCCUUAUAAUGGACGUUUAUGAUUUGUCCCAAUGCCACCAAAACCCAACACUAGUUGUUUGAGUGUAACUGUUGCUGCUAUUCCUGCUGCUAUGCCCCAUACAGCCAUUUUCCUUACUGUGUCAGGUCAAGUUGAAUUCAAUCCAAACAACCAGUCUGCCUUAAAUCUUGUCUUCAGUCUGCCAUUACACCCUCAGGCUUCGUCCUAUACACAGAUCACAGGGACCAAACUACAUCUUUAUCUUGAGAUGGGUUUAUACCUCCUGGUAAAGUCUAGCAUAGAGCUUGGAGAUCGGAGAUGAUAUAUAUUAAUUUUACAAAAAGUACAUGAUCAGAUUAGAUUGUAUUCAAAGGAGACUUCUACCAACAACUGGUCUUUAAUGUACUUGUGUUUUAAAUAAUCUGUAGUAUUUAACAGGUUUCGUCAGUAUUAUAUUUUAGGAUCAAUCCAUAAAAGAAAAAUAUUUCCAUGAAUGAUAUUGCCAUUCAUGGAUGGGUAUCCCUGCUUAUUCUUGGAAACACACUGCCCUUGUUUUAAUAUCCAUUAUCAAGGUUUGAUUUCAUUUUUACCAUGAUAGAAGAAUUGUGUAGUUCAUGUUUGUCAUAUGUGUUUGCAGGUGUUGUGUUCUAGCUGUUUUCAUAUAAAUUAAAUACACUUGUUCUGUGAAAUGUUACAUGUGUAUGUGGAGGAUUCAGAAUUCUCAAGUAGACCAGCAAGUGGAAUAGGCUAAAAUGAGUACAACUUGCCAGCAAGUAGCAUAUAUUUUGGUCUCCUUUUGUUUAUUGAUAGCAUGAAUGAACAAGCAUACCGAGAAUUAUUCUUGGAGGGCCAGUCUUGCAUAGCAAUGCUUACUGUAUAUACUGCUUAGCAGUCUCAAUCGGGGUUCAUGUGGAAACUCACGAAAUAAGCAGGAUAGAUCAUAUUUUUCGUGCUGCUGAAAGUAGAUUGUUCUUUUUGUUUUUUAAAGCACUAUGCUGGCACACAAAUGAGUCUGGAGAUGACCAAUUAAUCGAGAUCUUGUUGCAAAAGAGAUAGAAUUGUCCUGUGUGUGAGAUCCCUGAAGGAUUAGGGCAUUCCCUGAGGGUGUUUGUAGAGCAGGUUACAGCUACCUCCCUUCUGGUUUCAAUUUCACUGGCUUGAAAUUGUCAGUUUUGUUUUAGUUCUUUUUCCUGUGUUUAAAAAAAUACAAAAAGUAAAAAAAAAAACAUUUGUUGCGACUGAUAUGAGUGAUAAAAAAAUGUAAAAGAAAAAUACUGCACGGUCCAAAAUGAGAUGCAAAAUAUGAUAUGGUUUUAAAGGGAUAUAAUGUAAUUAAUUGUGAAGGGAAGAGCUAUAUCCAUGAAGGUGGUAUUGGCUUGAAGCAUGUUUAUCAAUCUUGUGCAUUAACAUCUUUCCCAGUGCGCAAGAUUUGUUUUUACUGCAACAUUUUUGUGUGAUUGUGCGUAUAUUAGACAAAAAAUGGACACAAAUAGUUGUUUGCUACCAGUAUUUCAAUGAGUUCUAGUUACUGCUAUCAGAAUUGUUACCACAGCCAUAUACAUUGAUUCCAGAAAGCUGCUAGUAGCUUAAUAUAAAAUGCAAAAUUGCUCAAAAUCUACUUCAUUUUACUGCAAUACCAUUUUUCCAUAGGCACAAACCAACUACUGCUCUCACCUUAUUUUCCAAUACAUGUUUACUCAUUAAACAGGCUCCAUGCACUUGUAUCAGUCAGUUUAAAAUUUCAGAAUGCAUAACUGAAAUAUUAAAAUAAAAUAAAAUAGUUAUAACAUAUGUACGUGAAUCACUCACUAACAAAAUUCUGGGGGUAAUUGGCUUCUUACAAAUCCAAAAACAAAGAAAUGCUACUCUAAACAAGAAUACAAUUAAAUGGGUAAGAGUGAGCACACAGACCUUUAAAUCCGCAGAAUAUUGUUCACCAAGUUGGAAUAGAAUGUAUCAGUCUAUAAAUAUGCAGAAGUGCAUCAAUCUAUAAAUCUAUAGUAUGCAGAAGCACAUCAAUCUAUAAAUCUAGAGUAUGCAGCAGUGCAUCAAUCUAUAAAUCUAUAGUAUGCAGAAGUGCAUUCAUUUAUAAAUAUGUAGCAUGAGAAGUGCAUCAAUUUAUAUAACUAUAAUAUGCAGAAGUGCAUCAAUCUAUAAAUCUGUAACAUACAGAAGUGCAUCAAACUAUAAAUCAAUAAUACAGUAUACAGGAGGGCAUCAAUUGAUAAAUCAAUAGUAUGCAGAAGUGCAUCAAUCUAUAAAUCUAUAAUACGCAGAAGUGCAUCAAUCUAUAAAUCUAUUGUAUGCAGAAGUUCAUCAAUCUAUAAAUCUAUAACAUACUGAAGUUCAUCAAUUAAUAAGUCUAUAAUAUGCAGAGAUACAAAUUUACUCUUACUAAGCAUUCCCCUGAUUUUUUUUUUAUAAUUUGCAGACUAUAGUUUUUACACUGUUAGAAGUAUCUAUUCACCAACAAAUACAGUUCUUGGCAAAAUAAUUGAGAUCCCUUUUUUUCCAAACUUUCUGGAUUACAGGCGAUACUUACACAUAUUUUUCACAUUUGUAUUUUAUGGCAAGCGCAUAUUUUUUAAAUAAGUUUAGUUUGUACAAAACUAAAAAGUGAAUUACGCUGCUUUUAUACUCUUUCAGACCCACGCACAUUCAUAUUUGGCAGAGGUACUUUUUGCUACAAGUUUUAGGUCUUUUGGGGUAAGGGUCUGGAAGCUUUGCACACAUACAGUACAGUGAUUUUCAUCCAUUUCCCUUGGAUGCUGAUGCUUAUCAGGGACAUUGUGACACCAGCCACAACCAAAUCACUAAAAACUAGUUGUUGUUUUUUCACGAUCACGGGCAUGUAAAUACAUAGGUCCACGACUUUUCACGGAUCUUAUGUAUUUCGGGGGGAUAAUAUGCAUAAGUUUGCUGAAAUGUGGUUAGGUAUAUAGUCUAUGCUUCAAGAGAGUGACAUUAUUGAGGUUGGAAAACUUUGUUCAGAUCAAUGGGAGAAAUUGGUGGGACUAAAAGCAUGCCUUGUUAUAUGUGAAUCAAGUAUAUGAGUGGGGAUCUGGUCAGGAUCCUGGCUGUCAGAAUGCCAACGAUGGAAUCCUGACACUGCUAUGAAUUCUGGCGCAGACACCCUGACAAGGUUUACAAACCCACCACCAGGAUCCCAACAGCUCGGAUCCCGCCAGAGAGGUAAGCAGCGUGGGGGUUGGGGGCAGGUUAGGUUUUGGCUGUGGGGGAAG